AUGUCUCGCCACUUUGAUUCUACACUUGUGUUCGACCAGGUCGACCUGGACAUGGUGAUAAAGGUCAUCAACCACACAGUUCUCAGCCUCCCAUGGGACUCCCCGAUUAUCCAGUGGUCAUUCGUAUACGUGGCUGCUAUCACCACCUUCUGGUUCCUCAAAUUUGCAUCGAGGCUUUGGCGCAAUGGUGGUAGUUGGCUCUACAGCCCAGAGCGCAUUGACUGGGGCGAGCAAACUGUGCUCAUCACUGGUGGCUCCUCGGGAAUAGGCGCGUUGCUAGCCAAUACGUUGGCUGUUCGGAACGUUACCGUUGUAGUCCUAGACGUCAACCCGAUUGUCACUGAAAACUAUAACAUUUCAUACUAUAAAUGCGACGUCUCCAAGUGGGAGGAAGUAGAGGCUGUAGCAAAGGAAGUUAUUGAAGAUGUUGGUCAUCCAACCAUCAUUGUAAAUAAUGCAGGUGUCGUUCAAGGUAAAAGGAUCGUCGACCUGGCAGUUUCGGAUGUCAAGCAAACUCUCGAUACCAAUGUGGCUUCGCAUUUCUGGACGCUGAAAGCUUUCCUGCCUGGUAUGAUUGAAGAAAAGAAAGGACACAUCAUCACCGUUUCAUCGAUCAUGGGCCUCGCCGGAGCGGCUCGGAUGGCCGACUAUUGCGCCUCGAAGGCUGCUCUGCUUGGACUGCACGAAUCGCUUCGAUAUGAGCUUGACAAUGACUACAACACCCCGGCAAUCCGAACGACAUUACUUUGCCCAGGUCACGUCAUGACUCCGUUGUUCAGCCAUGUCAAGCUCCCUGAAUCCUGGUGGUACAAAUUCAUUGUGCCCAGCCUCGCACCCCAUGAUGUUGUUAAGGCCAUGAUUGCUGCCAUGGACGAACAAGAAAGCCGGACUAUUUUCAUGCCUUUCUACACUCAAUUUGUCAGGCUUACCGGGGUCAUGCCGAGCUGGGCCAGGGAUUUCUGCCAAUGGAUUUCGCAAGCGGACUACGCUAUGCGUGAUUUCAUCAAAGUCACCGGUCGGCGAGCUGACGAACCAGCACUCACAAAAGAAUGA
Rhizoctonia solani is the source of this 1053-nucleotide messenger RNA. RefSeq names its product short chain dehydrogenase. The coding region runs from base 1 to 1053 and encodes 350 amino acids. The transcript has 9 exons. Gene Ontology annotation, molecular function: oxidoreductase activity, acting on the CH-OH group of donors, NAD or NADP as acceptor. NCBI's taxonomy places the organism in Eukaryota, Fungi, Basidiomycota, Agaricomycetes, Cantharellales, Ceratobasidiaceae. The record is from RefSeq and is a predicted model, not a curated record.